Molecule: messenger RNA, 1229 nt
Organism: Brassica napus (rape)
Lineage: Eukaryota; Viridiplantae; Streptophyta; Magnoliopsida; Brassicales; Brassicaceae
Product: acidic endochitinase
Exons: 3
Coding region: 178-1083 (301 amino acids)
Biological process (GO): carbohydrate metabolic process
Cellular component (GO): extracellular region
Molecular function (GO): chitinase activity
Source: RefSeq, a predicted model, not a curated record
AACCAAUAAAAGUCAGUGUGUAAGAGAGACAUUGUAAAAUACAAUAAAGGAAAAUUAAAGGAAAGAAAAAACAAAUACAAAAGUUUAUAUUCUUGAAAACUAGAGUCUUUUAUAAAAGAAGUUAACCAAUAACAAACAACACAAGCAAGAAGAAGACAAAACAUCAAAAACAAGACCAUGAGUAACAUAAAAUUUCCCAAACAUGUUUUAUACUUUGUCUUCUUGUUAAUCUUCCUUCUUAGCAAAUCCUCUGAUGCAUACGGAGGCAUAGCCAUCUACUGGGGCCAAAACGGCAACGAAGGUAAUCUCUCGUCCACAUGUGCCACCGGCAGGUAUGCUUACGUCAACGUCGCCUUUCUUGUGAAAUUCGGAAACGGCCAAACGCCUGAGCUCAACCUUGCCGGCCACUGCAACCCUGCUGCCAACACUUGCACCCAUUUUGGCUCUCAGGUCAAAGAUUGUCAGUCUCGUGGCAUCAAGGUUAUGUUGUCUCUGGGUGGCGGAAUCGGAAACUAUUCGAUUGGGUCGAGGGAGGACGCGAAAGUGGUUGCAAAUUACCUGUGGAACAACUUUUUGGGAGGAAAGUCAUCGUCACGUCCCUUGGGUGAUGCUGUUCUUGAUGGUAUCGAUUUCAAUAUCGAGCUUGGCUCCCCUCAAUACUAUGAUGAUCUCGCUCGGUUUCUUUCUAAAUAUGGCGUCAGUGGAAGAAAAGUGUAUCUAACAGGAGCUCCUCAGUGUCCAUUUCCGGACAGAUUAAUGGGAAGUGCUCUUGAUACCGAACUUUUCGACUACGUUUGGGUCCAAUUCUACAACAAUGCACCGUGUCAAUACACUUCUGGUAACACCAAAAGCCUAUUCGAUUCGUGGAACACGUGGACCACUUCGGUCACUGCUCAAAAAAUAUUUCUAGGUCUCCCGGCGGCUCCUCAAGCGGCCGGAAGUGGGUAUAUUCCACCGGAUAUAUUAAUUUCUCAGAUUCUUCCAACACUAAAGGAGUCUAAGAAGUAUGGAGGUAUAAUGCUUUGGUCUAAAUUUUGGGAUGAUCAAAAUGGAUAUAGUUCAUCCAUAUUGGCUAGUGUGUGAAAUGAAUCUAAAUGGCCUUUGUAUUUCUGCAUUUUUCAGUUCCUAGUGUUUGGUUUAUGAAAGAAUUGUUGUGUGUGCGGUGCAUGUUGGUAUACUGAUUUGCGGUAUUUGUAUCAACAUUAAUUACAUGACUAUUAACUCAUCAA